Stylophora pistillata is the source of this 1893-nucleotide messenger RNA. RefSeq lists its product as uncharacterized. NCBI's taxonomy places the organism in Eukaryota, Metazoa, Cnidaria, Anthozoa, Scleractinia, Pocilloporidae. Gene Ontology annotation, biological process: cell surface receptor signaling pathway. The record is from RefSeq and is a predicted model, not a curated record.
CAACUCGAGUGUUUCACAAGCUGUACAUGAACGUCUUGUUAGAGGGACUAACCUGUUCGUGUGAACUUCCUUAUUAGAUCAAUCAAGACAAUUCCUACUUUCCUAGAUGAGCGAAUUUUUUUAUGGUGUUCGCGAGGAAGACCUGGAUGGCAGUAAGGGAUUCAAAGGUUUACUGGUGCUGCGUGAAAUCUUUCAAGUAAUUUUUGACGAGGGUAGUUAACGCGUGUAUGUUACCCAAAGACUUGAAUUUUCUUGGGUUUGUCAACUGGUUUCGGGGAAGCAUUAAAGGAAUUGCAGUAUACUUGUUGACUUGUAUUUGAAGCUCAGAAACGAAGUCUGGAUAACAAAUGAAGGAGGAAGGGGUUACAAAUUCACUGAUGGCCACCAAUAGUGAGAGCUGCUUCGCUUCUCGCGGAUCCAUUUUUGCCAUUGUUGACAACAUUCACUGGGCGAUCGCCAGCGCCAAGCACAAUAAAGCUUAUGUCCUUCGAUUUGUGCCUGUACUCAAGCAGAUUACCAAAGUUUUGAACGGGGCAGAUGUGAAAUUCAUACGCCGCGCCGAAUUCUACAGCGAUCUGAAAGAAACCCUACACAAGAUUGAAAACCAUGUUAAGGAAAGUUCAACUCGUGGAAAAUGGAUGAAUAAGUUGAUGGCUAAGAAGAAUCAAAAAAGUUUCGAUGAAUUUGAGGAGCAUGUGGAUCAUCUCAUAACACGAAUCGUUUUUUCGUUCGCUCAGCGAGUUCAACUGCUGAACAUGGCUCGGCAAAAGAAGAAAGCGUUGCCAGAGAUACCAGAAGAAGAUGAAUUGAGCGAAGGCAAGAUGGACGAGGAACGCGCUUGUUUGUUAGCAACAAAUGAUGAUACUCCAAGGAAGGAAAUUUCUUUGGCAAGCCAGGAAGAUGAUAUAGCUGGAGAAAGAUAAACGUUCAGUUGCAUUUUUAUCUUCUAAGACAAAAUCAAUGCUAACAUUAUUCGAAAAACGUGCAUAAACAGUUGAAAAUUUAGCUUGUUGGUUAACCAUCUUGAUUUAUCACCUCCAGAAUAGUUGAUAAAAGAAUUAUUCCGAUUGAGCUUCUCGGAGAAAUAUUCAAUUGUUGAUUAGAGUAGUGUGAUAGUAAUUUUGAUUUUGAGCAGUUAGUCUUGAGUAGGUAAAGCUGGACAAACUCGGCUACGUUUUGGGGGUUAGCCACAAAGUGCACUCUGAAACUAAUUACUUAUGCAAAGCUUGUGUAAACAAUCAUAACGCACAAACACGCACUUAAUUGUGCCGUCGUUGUAUUAUACAUGGGUAUUGGACGCGAGGGUAUUGUUUUGAAAUAUUCGGAGGCAUGAAAGUGUUUUAUAUCUCUAUAUUUAAGAAGUGUCAAGUUCUUCGUGAAUGUUAUAUUACAUGUAUAUACAUGUAAGCAAAUUUGGGCACUUCUGAAUUAUGGGAAUUUUUCAAUUGUUUUAGCUCUUUAUAUGGUUUGUGAAGUACUGAACAAGAUUCCAAUUGUUUACGAUUUAAUGGCAGAGCAUGGGAAGUUUGUUCCUCUUUUCUUGUCACAAGUGACAAUACAUACAGUAGAACCCCACUAACUUGCAAAAAAUGUCAGUCGGUGGUUUGAGCUAACAAGUAAUCAUGUUUAUCAUUCAUCGGUUUAGUAAAAUAAAUUUGCUUUCUGAGGCGUUUUUUUUUUUUUUUUAAGAAUCUUUAGUUUGGGAAGUUUAGCUGAAGAUUGGGACACAUUAAUGAGCUAUGUUCUGUCACUUUGACCGUUAUGGACCUAUGAUUUUAUUUAAGUUCAAGUUGUCUGGAUAAAUAUUAGCCAAGGGCAAGUAGAAUCACUUUGAGUUGGCAGGUAAUUUGAAUUUAAGUUAGCUGAUAGUAAAUGACUGGAAAAAAUGGGAAA